CCAGCACAUCAACGAUAAGAUGUACGUGUUAUGUGCCUGUGUCUGAAAUAUGCUAACUAUCAUAUACUAACUUUCUCAUCUAGGUUUUUUACCGGUAUGCGACCUCACCAUGCCCCGGCAGGUUUGAGUCACUAACCCAUCCUUCCAACCAGACCUAUUGGGGAUGAUUGCGGGUAUAGGCUGUGUCGUAUCCUCUGGGAUUACUCUUAUCGUGCGUCAUUUAUAGGUGCUAGUCGUAUAAUUUGAUUCAAAGCGGUGAGCCUCAGAUAUUCUUCCCGCGCUCAAUCAAGGGGGAAAUAUCAAAUAGGGAGGCGGCUCGUGAGCUUCGCCGGCUCCCCCGACCAAACACGUUUGGAGAAGAUCCUAUGAAUGUACAGCACGGAGAUCAGCACGUGUCCACAUAUCAACUGCCUCCCUAUGACAGCCACUCGAUACAGAAAUUGACAAUUGAAGAAAUAUCGGAUGAGGAAAAUCCAAAAUAUGGGCCAAGCGAGACGUCACCUUCACUAUCCCUGCAACCAAAUCGCAGAACGAAGGACGGGAAUGUGGAAAUGGGGAGUGUCUUCGCUCUCACGGACGCUGCUCUGUCGAGACAUCAUACAGUUAUGCCGAAGUCGAAUUUAAAUCAUCUUGUGUAUCACUGGCGAUCACCACUUGAAAUUGGAGAACCACCACUUUGGUACCGGUGAUACCAAAUGAUUUGGCGGUAAAAUGGACUGACAGGAUCGAUAUUCUACUCGCCUUAAUUGCGGACUGCUUUGCUAACUCUAGCUCUAAGUGCCUAAAGCUUCAGCCUGAGUCGGCUACUUAUGUGUUGCCUCGUCAUUCUUCUACUUCAUACAAAGAUUGACCUCAGUCGAGACUCAAGCUAGCUCAGAAGUGAAUGUCCAGUAUCUACAAACUGUAAGUACAAGCUGAUGCACAUUAAUAUUGGUAGCGAUAUGCCAAGUCUUUUCGCACAAGAUCAGGUUAUCCUAAAUCUGAUGAUGUCCUCGAUGCUGCAUGUUGAAAACACAUCGACGUCGAUGAGGAAACAACUAUCUCCCAAGCUCCUAUCUAUCAAGGUCUGACUACGGGUACACUGUCACGUUUGUUUUGAUCCAUCAGCGCCCGCAUUCAGGGGGUAUGAUAGCGUGGGAAAAGUGAAAGGUGUUGGGA
Messenger RNA from Suillus subaureus, 1158 nucleotides. RefSeq lists its product as uncharacterized. NCBI's taxonomy places the organism in Eukaryota, Fungi, Basidiomycota, Agaricomycetes, Boletales, Suillaceae. The coding region runs from base 366 to 689 and encodes 107 amino acids. The transcript is spliced from 2 exons. The record is from RefSeq and is a predicted model, not a curated record.